AGGUGCUUGAGAAGUCUGUCAUAGACUGAUAGAAUUGAACCACUUGCUGUCUGGCUUCACCUUCAGUUGCGUGUCCUGCCAUGGCUGGAGAGGUCAUCUACGCUGAUUUAAAUGUUCUUGAGGGGUCUUUUCAUGCAAACCUACCAGGUCCAUCUCAGCAGCUCAACAACCGCCAGUGUCCAUGUUGGCAUCGAGUUGUUCUGACCAUUGGCUGUGUUGGGAACAUUGUCCUGGUAGCUGCUCUAACAGUCCUGAGUGUCAUGGUGUUCCAGGUCUGCUCUUCAAAUGCCACUAGCAGUAACAACACUCAGCUCGUAUCUCAUCUAAGACAAAGUCUGUGUGAACCACAAUAUAGCAACUCAGCAGGAGCCAGUUGUAACCUCUGCCCUCUACAAUGGUUGCUGCAUCUCAGAAAGUGCUACUGGGUUUCAAAAAUAACUGGGAAUUGGAGCAAGAGCCAUGAAUAUUGUUCAUUAAGGAAAUCCCAUUUACUGGUGAUCCAUAACUCAGCUGAAAUGGGUUUCAUCACGAAUAUUACAAAAAGUAAAACCCAGGUUUGGAUUGGACUUCAUGCAGCAUCCUCCAUGGCAAAAUGGAGCUGGGUGGAUGGCUCCUUCUAUGAUGACAGCUUGUUCAAAAUGAACCGUCAUGACACCUACCACGCUGAAGGAGACCUGUGUGCUAUCCUGACACGGCAGAAUCAGGUGGUCACUGUUGCUUGCAGUGAGGAAUACAAGUGGAUUUGCCAAAAAGAAGCUGUUCCUAUAUAAGCAAUGGCAUGAAUGGCCUGUGCCGUGCCACUGAAAUGUAAACAGCGCUUGAGGUUGGUCUUAAAGGACUUUCUCAACUGAAUUGACAAAGAAAAAGGUUGGAUAGGGGUCUCCUU
Molecule: messenger RNA, 886 nt
Organism: Alligator sinensis (Chinese alligator)
Lineage: Eukaryota; Metazoa; Chordata; Crocodylia; Alligatoridae
Product: killer cell lectin-like receptor subfamily B member 1B allele B
Exons: 7
Coding region: 81-770 (229 amino acids)
Source: RefSeq, a predicted model, not a curated record